AUGACAAAUAAUCUGGUUGUUCUGCACAUUACUCGCUUACCCAAAUAUUUUGGACCAUAUGAAUUGCGAAAGUACAUUGAGCAAUUCGGAAAAGUUCAUGAACUCUAUAUACCAAAGUCUAAAAAGACUGGUAAGUGGAAAGACAGUGCUUUCGUUCGAAUGUCUAAUGAGGCUGCUCCUCUCGUAGCCUCGACGUUAAACAACUUGCUGCAAUUCAAUAAAAUAAUAAAAUGUGAAGUCUUAGCAGACAAUAAGCGACUAUUUCGAAUAAGCAGAUACCUACGAAAUUCAACUCGUGCAUCACAUGAAGAAAACCAAACCAUAGCAACAAUAAAGCGUGUUACAGCCCUAAACGCCCGCAAAGGAAUGGAUUUUACCAAUAGUUCAGUAAGAAAAUCAUUACCCCAAGCUGUCCGAAGGCGUAAACAUAACUUCCAGAAACGAAUUGCAGCAAUUAAAAAGACCAACUUGAAUUUCAGAUUUCAUGAGACCGACCACUAA
This is a messenger RNA of Schistosoma guineensis, 501 nucleotides long. NCBI's taxonomy places the organism in Eukaryota, Metazoa, Platyhelminthes, Trematoda, Strigeidida, Schistosomatidae. The record is from the annotation of a GenBank genome assembly.